Myxozyma melibiosi is the source of this 1068-nucleotide messenger RNA. RefSeq lists its product as uncharacterized. NCBI's taxonomy places the organism in Eukaryota, Fungi, Ascomycota, Lipomycetes, Lipomycetales, Lipomycetaceae. The record is from RefSeq and is a predicted model, not a curated record. The transcript has 2 exons. The coding region runs from base 1 to 1068 and encodes 355 amino acids.
AUGUACAAUACCAUUUCCGCAGAAUCUUUUGACUAUAACGUCUUUGGAGCAAUUGUCGACGUCGUUCCUCCCGGGGGCAGACGGGAUGGACUGUCAUAUCUCUGGACGUCAACGCCAAUCACUUUAGACAAGCAACACAGUUCAGAGCGAGUGCCACAUACAAACGAGUCUGGCACACAUAGCGACUCGACCCACUCACAUUCACACGGGGGUGAUCUGGAGGUAGUCCAGGGCCGAUUCAUAUCGCGGGGAGGAGAGCAGUGGAGCCUUAACCCACAGUUUGUUACGCUGAACUUCAGGCAAAAACGAACAAUCAAGAUGCAGUCGGCCUCGACGAUUUUCGAAACUGAAACGGAGAGUAUGAUGGUUGCGCGUGAGGUUGGCGAAGAGGCAAAGAUGUAUACGAGCAUGACUCUCAACAUCCCGCAUAAACUCAAGCUUGAGCCAGUCAAGGCCGAAUCAGCUCUCGAGUUUCUGCCAAACAAGAGCGCGCGACCAGGUGAGUCGGCGGAUAUGUACGUUACAUCCAGCAAGGACAACAUCAUCCGGACGAUCAACGACCGGCCGGCGUCGUCAUUCCUCGAGGAUUCUCUGGCCGCGGGACUGUUUCUGGAUCCAGUGCCGCCUAUGAACACCAGGUUUACGAAGAAUUUGGAGAAUCCGAAAAACAGAAGCGUGUAUGCGCUGAUCAACGAUUCGGUGCGGUACAAGGUGAUUGCGGGAGGCGGAGGCUGGGGAGUGCGAGCGGGUAUGCUCGUGCUCGACCCAGAGGCCAAGGUGCCUGCGAAUGCAAAGAUCGAGUUUUAUGUGACGAAAAAUGCCGGGCCAGACUACGGAAUCGCAGACGCCGAGCUGAUGACGGGAGACCAGUCUUACGGGCGGGUAUACUUUGAAUGCGUCGAGCCGAUUCAGUUUUUGGAUGACGCGGAGGCAGAAGCUGAGGGCGCUGUGGUUGAGGAGGUUGCGCUGGAGGGGAUAUUUGGUGCUGGGACGGAUAACCGGUUUCUGGUGGGGACGAAGAAGUACGAUGUGCAUGGAGAGUUUGUCGCUGCAUCGGUCGUUAAGUAG